Phytomonas sp. Hart1 is the source of this 2072-nucleotide messenger RNA. The record is from the annotation of a GenBank genome assembly. NCBI's taxonomy places the organism in Eukaryota, Euglenozoa, Kinetoplastea, Trypanosomatida, Trypanosomatidae.
AUGAGGUCGAGUGCUAAUCGAGACGCCUUUCUCCGGGAAAUGGGGAUCACCCAUGAUGAUAUCAUCAACCCGGAUGACCGCGUCCCAAAUAAAGACGCCCUCUCCAAAUCCAAGACGAGUUUACUUGGUUCAGGGGGGGAUUUGUCCAGCCGAAGUUAUAAAAGCACGGGAGUCUCGGCCUAUCCAAAAGACCCCUCCAUUCGGGCGGAUGCCGCGGGGGGCACCGCGUUUGCCGCGAUCUCUACCAACCCCGCCCGCCCGCGGGAUGAGGUAGAGGAGUUGAAAAUAGCCGGGAAUAACGCCUUUGAGCGGGGCCACUUCGCCGAGGCAAUCCGGCUUUACUCAGAGGCGAUUAAAUGCCACGGCGAGACCUCAGCGAAGAGCCUGUCCGGCGGCAAUGAGGGCUUUGGAGGGGGAGGAAUUUGGUCGAUCCCCACGCCCGCCUCCGCGAAACCAUCGGCGAUGUUGUUGACCUCCCUUUAUAGCAAUCGCUCGGCUGCCUUUAUGCAGGCGGCGCACGACCCCACCGUCGCGGCAACCCCCGAGGCGGCCUAUCAAAAAGCGCUUGGCGAUGCCGAGCAGGCGGUGGCGCUUCGGCCUGAUUGGUUUAAACCCUACUCCCGCCAGGGCGAUUCGUAUUUUAAACUCCGGCAAUACCACCAGGCUGCUGAGGCCUAUCAGAUGGCGCUUUGUAUGGAACCGGGCAACCUCAACCUGGCGAACUCCCUGAAGGAAUCCCAGGAGCGGGCGAAAUCCAGCGUCCUGGAGCGAUUAAAAACAAACCGACGGGUGCACAAGGAGCAAGGUGGGGGUGGCUACGCUCCACCGACGGAGCGAAUGAACGUCAAAAAUCCCCCCGAAGCCGCGCGCGUACCCCCAUCUAACCACCCCACCCUCAAUAGUGCCCCCACGGUGAAUCCGACAAAUACGACAAACCCGAGAAAUACAAUGAAUUCAACACAAACGGUGAAUUCUAAAAAUACAACAAACACGAGAAAUACAAUGAAUUCAACACAUACAAUGAAUUCUACAAAUACAACAAACACGAGAAAUACAAUGAAUUCAACACAUACAAUGAAUUCUACAAAUACAACAAACACGAGAAAUACAAUGAAUUCAACACAUACGGUAAAUUCCGGGAAUAUUUCGGCCCCUUCGCAGGUUCUUUUCACCCCCGAGGAGUAUCGCCAUAAGCAACUCGAGGAAUUCCGACGCAAACGAGAGGAGCGGGUGAAGAAAAGCUCCCUCACGGAGGAUGGCCUAACGGAGUCAUUCUCUGUGAUGAGCCCGGAUACGAUGCAGAAUUCGAAAUGCCAUUCCGUCUCCUCCGGCGGGGUUGAAGACUCGAUACGAAGUCUAAAUAAUAUAAAAAACGACUAUACAACGAAAGAGAACUCCAACAAAGCAUCAGCGAUUUUUGAGGAGGGGCCUGAGAGAAGAAUUGGGAAUCAGAACAUUCCUUAUAAGUUUUCUAGCGAAGCUGCCACCGCAUACCAGAAGAAGCUUUUGGAGGAAUUUCGCCGCAAAAAAGCAACCACUUCUUCCUUUUAAUUGUUUAAUGGAAUAUCAAGAGAUGGUUGAUUUCUGAUAUCCAUGUGAAUCGGCUUUAUGAGGUAGCGAUCCUGGAGAGCAUACUUUCCAUCGCUCAACUUUGUACACAGCCCAAAUGGCAUUCCUUUCUUCUAUUCUUGGAUAUAGGAAAAGAGACUGCAUAUUUGAUGUAAAUAUUCACAUGAAUGGAUCUCCAUAGAAAUGCGGCUUUCUUUUUAUGCAUACUAUUUUAAACGUUCCCUUGCCAUUAUUUUCUUCUUUAAUAAAGAAAAAAAUAAAAGGAUGCAAUAUGAAUGUGUAUUAAGAUGUUAGAGGUAACAUCGGGAGAAAGGUUAUCAAAGAGAUUAAAAAAUAAAAACAAAUAAAUCAUUCCAUGAUUGCCUUUCAGCGCUUUUUCUCGUUGCUGUAGUUUAAUAAGGAGACUAUAUACAUUUGCUAAUAUAAUUUUUUAAGUUCACUUAGUUUUUAUGAUGUAUAGAACUUUCUGUAUUUUGGAUCAAUGUGAAAUCCUAACAUAUAUA